AUGCUGUUUGCGCUCCUUGCCCUUCUUCUCCUCACUACGAGCUGUGUCGCUCAGCUUCCGCCAUUGACUGCUUGGUCGGCUACACCAUUCAAUCCUCCGUCAUUACCUCUCGCCGUUAAAUCAUCCUAUCUCAACGUAUGGGCACCAUUAGGAUAUGGAAAUGCCUCUGCACCACUCAACAACGCGUGGCCAAGGACUUGGGACAGAAGUCUUACUCCUUUGGGAUGGUACGGGGCGAUUCGAGUCGAUGGGACAGCAUAUCGGUUUCUCGGUGAAGGCGAUUUACCAGCCGGUAAUCUUCAAAAAGGAUUCACGUUCACUCCAACGCAAUCAUCGUAUCUUUAUCAAUUUGGCCCGGUCAAUGUAAAUAUAACUUUCCUGAGCCCGAUUGAGCCCACCGAUCUUACUCGGCAAUCGAUGCCAUUUUCGUAUAUGUACCUUACUGUCCAGCCAAAUGAUGGAGGUUCUCACAGUGUCCAACUUUUCUCGGACGUAUCGGGAGAAUUUAUUGGUGGUGAUUUUGGAGUCCCAGUGAACUGGACGAUCAAUGAAUCGAGCGAUUUCGUAUAUUUACAAAUGAACCCCUCUUCGCCCUUGCCAUUUCAAGAACUCAAUGAGCGACCGCAAGAUGGGACGUUGUAUUAUUGCAUGAAGAAGACAGACGGUGUAUCGUGGCAAAUUGCGAAUAACACAGAAAUGCACAUACAGUUUAAUAAUGGAUCUAUCACAACUCUUCCAAAGACAUCUGACGGCUCUUUUCAUGCUGUCGGCCUACCAUAUUUUGACACCCUAGCCAUUGCAGUCGACCUCGGAACUGUUUCCUCUGUGACCGACCCAGUGGUGUAUGCUUUGGGUGUCGUGCGCGAUCCAGUCGUGCAAUACGCCAACAGAAAUGUGCAGAUCGAGAAGCGAAGCUCCUAUUACUGGUCGAACUUCUCCACUAUUCAUGACGUUGUCAAUGACGUUCUAAGCCGUUUUGAUGAUGCUGUGACUGCCGCGACAGCCCUGGAUAAACAAAUUCUCGGUGCUGCAGGGCAAGUCUCUACCAAUUAUGCGGACAUUCUAAGUCUUUCGACGCGGCAAGUUAUGGGCGGACUUGAAUAUACACUUCUCAAAGAUGACUCUGGCAAUUUCAAUAUGUCGGAUGUUAAGGCGUUUUUGAACGAUAUGGGUGGUAUAGGCACCGGCGGAGUAAGCGCUGUUGAUGUGCUGUAUGCCGCGAUGCCUGCAUAUCUAUAUCUUAACCCUGAUAUUCUUGGCUACCUCUUGAGCCCACUCUUGGAAUAUCAAGAGAGUACACAGUACACAAACCCGUAUGCUGCACAGGACCUAGGGCCUGCAUUUCCGAAUGCCACAGGGAAUGCCAAUGGGCAUAACCAAAAAAUCGAACAAUCUGCGAAUAUGAUCAUAAUGUGUUUGGCGCAUGCUCAGGCUUCUGGUGAUAGUCGUCUCAUUAACCAGCAUUACGACCUCCUGAACAAAUGGGCAAACUACCUGGUUAAUAAUACCAUGGAUCCUGGGGACCAGACGGCGUCGCUCUCGGAUGGCAUAAUUGUAAACAAUCAGACGAACGUUGUGUUGAAAGGCAUCAUUGGUAUUGGCGCUAUGUCCAAAAUAAGCGGCUAUACAGGACAUACAGCCGACGAAACCAAUUUCGUUACCAUUGCACAGCAAUAUGCACAGCAGUGGACGAGCAUUGCAGUCGAUUCAUCCCAGAUUUCGAUAAGCUUCGGCUUGAUGAACUCAGGAUUGAUCUAUAACUUGUAUGCGGACAAACUGCUGCAACUCAACCUUAUUCCGAGCUCGGUGUACGACACACAAACACAGUUUUACAAGUCACAACUUUCACAGUGGAAUUAUGGCAUUCCAAUGGAUCUCUCAAAUACUUCAUCAGUCGCGCGUGCUGACUGGAUGAUGUUUGCUGCUGCUAGCACCUCUGAUAUAUCCAUACGAGAUGCGAUGCACUUGCAAAUCCAUGAGUAUAUAUCGGCAUUUUUGCCCCAAAACCUUCCAUUUCCAAUCCUGUAUAAUCCACGUGAUGGAACGCAGAUUGGAGGAGAGAACAGCCCAGCAAUAGGAGCAACUUUUGCAAACUUAGCAUUGAACCUACCUAUUAAGUCAAUCUCGGUGACAGGUCUAGCCGGAGGCGGCAACAGUACAAAAAAUACGGCGGCUAUCGUCGGAGGUGCUGUCGGCGGAGUUGUAGGCCUGUUAGGGAUUAUUGGCGCAAGCAUAUUCUUCUAUCGUCGUCGUCGUCGAAGCCACCAAGAGUCGGUCAGCCAGUAUAACCGCGUGGAUCGCAUUGAUCGAUUCCCAUCUGGGAACUUCCCGUCCAGUUCCAUGCUUGUGCUCGAUCCGCAAGAUUCGUCGGCACCCUCGCAAAUGACGGAACUGACCACUACCCCGUAUACGCAUCGGUAUACUGAUGACAGUGGUUCCUUCCUUAACGUAACUGGCUCGAUGAACGUUGCUCCAACGUCUUCCGGCACUCGGACCAUAUCUGCAAAAGAAUGGGAAAGUAGAGGUGCAGUGUGUGGGACAAAUGUUAGCGUGUCCGAAGCGCCGCCAAGCACGGCAGGCUCGAGCACGUUGUCAUCUAGUGCGCUGCCAAACCCGCAUAGUAACCACCCACGACAGGGUGAUUGGAGGGCUGAAGUGGAAGUUCUACGGCAGGAGAUCGAGCAGAUUAGGCAAGAGAGAGAAGGUCUGGCGGCACCACCGCCGGCGUACGAGGACGAACUGCAAAGGCUUCAAGCUUUGGGUUCGCGAUAAUACAUCGUUCCCCGCCCUAUUUAUUUUUCUCGUGUAUGCAUUUGUUUUCGUAGAUAUCGCGUUUUUUUCUUGUGAUACCAUUUUCCUUUCGGGAUCUGCAUGGACAUUGUACGACGCUGACAGUUCUAUUUAAUAGCAAGAUGACUGUCGUUCGUUUUACAGUGGAAAUCCA
Fomitiporia mediterranea MF3/22 is the source of this 2944-nucleotide messenger RNA. Its product is annotated as DUF1793-domain-containing protein. Gene Ontology annotation, biological process: carbohydrate metabolic process. Bases 1 to 2772 code for a protein of 923 amino acids. The record is from RefSeq and is a predicted model, not a curated record. NCBI's taxonomy places the organism in Eukaryota, Fungi, Basidiomycota, Agaricomycetes, Hymenochaetales, Hymenochaetaceae. The transcript has 18 exons.